AGACAGCCAUUUUGGUUUCGCACUUCGAAUUCCCUGUUUGGAAUACAAAGAAAUUCCGUUUUGUUCAAGUCGUAUUCUUAUAUUCGCUCCUUCAUAGUGCCAUUUUUAGCUUAAAAUCGACCUUAUUCAAUUCCAACCAAAAAAAAUCAAAUUCAGUUCUAAGAAUCCCAACGUCUUUGUUCUGAUACUUCCUUUCUAGAUAAAACUGACAGUUCAAAAAAGAAUUCCGGACUUUUGGUUCCAACUGUUCUUUCGCUAUUUAGAUAGUCUUCCUCUUCACGAUAUUAUGAUGCAAAAGAGAAACAAUAAUUCUCUGAUUUGAUUACUCCUGCCAUUGUCAGUAAGAGAAACAAUACCUGGGUCUCUGCUGAUUUUUUCUUUUUUAAAAUUUCUUUCUGAGAUUAACUGGAGAGCAUGGAGAACAGUAAUUCGGAUUCUGCCGGGGAAGGGGACGGCACGGCGGCAGCCGUGGCGGAAGUUAAUUUGUUUGAAAAAUACGAGCUGGGGAAGCUACUGGGUUGUGGGGCCUUCGCCAAGGUGUACCACGCUAGGAACGUGCGUACAGGGCAGAGCGUGGCGAUCAAGGCCGUGAGCAAGAACAAGGUCAUGAAAGGAGGGCUCGCGGCGCACAUUAAGCGGGAGAUUUCAAUCAUGCGCCUACUGCAACACCCUCAUAUCGUGCGCCUUUUCGAAGUCCUCGCCACGAAGACUAAGAUCUACUUUGUCAUGGAGUUCGCUAAAGGAGGAGAGAUCUUCGCGAAGAUCGCGAAAGGCCGGUUCAGCGAAGAUCUUAGCCGUCGAUAUUUCCAGCAGUUGAUCGCAGCCGUUGGUUAUUGCCAUUCCAGAGGAGUCUUCCAUCGCGAUUUGAAGCCCGAGAAUCUGCUCCUGGAUGAGAAUUGGGACUUGAAGGUCUCCGAUUUCGGUCUCAGCGCCGUCAAGGAGCAGAUCCGACCCGACGGACUGCUCCACACACUUUGCGGGACUCCUGCUUACGUGGCACCGGAGAUUCUCGCGAAGAAAGGAUACGACGGUGCGAAGGUGGACGUGUGGUCUUGCGGAGUCAUCCUGUUCGUGCUCAAUGCAGGUUAUCUUCCGUUCAAUGACCCGAACCUCAUGGUUAUGUACCGUAGGAUCUACAAAGGCGAUUUUCGGUGCCCUAAAUGGACGUCUCCUGAUCUAAAACGGCUGUUGUUUCGGCUACUGGAUACGAAUCCCGGGACGAGGAUAACUGUUGAUGAGAUCAUCCAUGACCCCUGGUUCAAGAAAGGAUACAAAGCAAUCAAGUUUCAGACCGAGGAUUUUGGAUCCAAGGACCACGGAGAGGACGCCAGCUCCAAGAAUCUAAACGCAUUUGAUUUGAUUUCGUUCUCGUCCGGAUUUGAUUUGUCCGGUUUGUUCAGCGAGUUGUCCGAUUCUCGAGUAUCUGAAGAGCGGUUUGUGUCGGCUGAGACGCCGGAGAGGAUUCUAGCGAGGGUGAAGGAAGUGUCGCAAGGGGAGAAUGUGAAGGUGGUGAUGAGGGACUGGGGAGCAAAGCUUGUGGGAGAUAAUGGUGAUUUGGUUAUCGUGGUAGAGAUUCACAGGUUAACGGAGGAGCUGAUGGUUGUGGAAGUUAAAAAGAGAGAGAGGAACGACGGAGUAAGCCAAGAAAUUUGGAACAAGCUGCGAUCCAAGCUCAGUGCACUAGUUUAUCAACCAGAGGCGUCGGUCACGAGCAAUUGACUUCGCUACUUCAUUAUUUAUCUCUUUUUUUUUUUUGUUACAGGGAUGUCAUGCAUUACUACUCUCGGAUGAUACAUCAAAUUUUACUGGAGAGAAGUGCCUCUGCGAAUGCAAAUUCGCCCAGAGGAUUUGAGGUUGUUGCUAGGACUCUGUUGUUGAGCUGAUGUUGUGGGGCGGGUUAAGUUCCAACUGCGAUUAUAUUAUCGAUUAUGUCAAAUCCUUUAAGUGAAUUUGCAUUUGGAGCUGCACUUUUCUCUUUGAUGAAAUUGGAUGUAUCAUCCAACAGUACAAAUGCAUCAUAUCCCCAUAAUCAAAAAAAGUAAUAUCGGGUUUUCUAUCAUUGAUUUUUUUCCCCAUUUAUACAGUAAAUUUUGUAUGGCUUA
Messenger RNA from Tripterygium wilfordii, 2102 nucleotides. Its product is annotated as CBL-interacting serine/threonine-protein kinase 14-like. Gene Ontology annotation, biological process: protein phosphorylation; signal transduction. The record is from RefSeq and is a predicted model, not a curated record. The coding region runs from base 415 to 1719 and encodes 434 amino acids. The transcript has a single exon. NCBI's taxonomy places the organism in Eukaryota, Viridiplantae, Streptophyta, Magnoliopsida, Celastrales, Celastraceae. Gene Ontology annotation, molecular function: protein kinase activity; ATP binding.